AUGAAGUUUUGCGACUACAUCCGAGCGAAGAGCAGCAGCAAAACCCUGGUGGGGGAGCAAUUUCGGAAGAUCACAGUGAAUGAUUUGGAGAAAGCUAGGCUAGCGGUCGUGAAGUAUGUCCAGAAGGAGGCCUAUGGCCAAGAAAUUGCCGCCCUGCAGAAAACGGGAAGAGUCAAGGCUUCGAGUCAGCUCAAGAGUCUGAAUCCGGUCAUCAUUGAUGGUGUGUUGAGAGUGGGCGGGAGACUGUCACGAGCGCCACUCUCUCAUGACGCAAAGUUCCCAAUGAUAGUCCCAAGAGGUAGCCAUCUAGCCUCUAUACUGAUCUACCAUUUUCAUGCCAAGGUUGCGCAUGCAGGCCAGGAGCAAGUCUUGGCUGCUUUAAGGGAGACGUUCUGGAUCCAAAAGGGUCGGAUUGCGGUUCGUAAGAUCAUCCGCUCGUGCAUUGGAUGUCGGAGGCGUCAAGCAAAGAGGAUGCACCAGUUGAUGGCAGACCUACCUCGAAUGAGACUUCAGGCAUUUGAACCACCCUUCACUAGGACGGGCCUUGAUUGUUUUGGUCCGCUACUUGUCCGUAAGAAUCGCAGUACUCUCAAGAGAUGGGGCCUGAUAUUUAUAUGUCUGAAUGUUCGGGCCGUUCAUCUGGAAGUCCUGGAGUCGAUGGAUACCAGUUCCUUCAUAAAUGGCCUCAGAUGUUUCACGGGGAGAAGAGGAGAUCCGAAGGACAUUUGGUCGGACAAUGGAAGUAACUUCAAGGGAGGCGAGCGUGAACUUAGGCAGGCCCGAGCUGAUUUGAAUCAGAAGCAGAUUGAAGAUGAACUUAGCCAAGAAGGAAUAAGGUGGCACUUCCAACCCCCGACUGCGGCACAUAUGUCCAGGGUAUGGGAGAGGUUGGUUAAGUCAGUGAAAGGGACUCUGAAAGCGAUACUUGGUGAGGCCCUUGUGACGGAGGAGGUUUUGUUUAAUGCGAUGAUUGAGGCCGAGAGAAUUGUCAACAGCCGACCACUGUGCAAAGUCAGUGAUGACCCACAAGAUGAUCAAGCCCUGUCACCCAGUCAUUUCCUGUGUCCCAGGGGGAUCUUGUCAGUCCCUCCUGGCGACUUCGACGAGAGGGAGAAGUAUCGCAGCAAGUGGAAGCACGCCCAGAUCCUAGCAGGUCAUUUCUGGGAUCGGUGGCUUCGAGAAUAUCUGCCGAUGCUCAUGGAACGGAGAAAGUGGCGGGAGAAGGUUCAAAACGUUUGUUUCGGCGAUCUCGUCAUGAUGGCUGAGGACAACUUGCCGAAGGGAGAAUGGCCGAUGGCUCGAGUUGUGAGGACCUUCCCCGGCGAUGAUGGCUGUGUUCGAGUGGUGGAGGUGAAGGCGAAGAAUGGGAACCUGUACGUUCGACCAAUCAGCAAACUUUGA
Messenger RNA from Lineus longissimus, 1401 nucleotides. RefSeq lists its product as uncharacterized. The record is from RefSeq and is a predicted model, not a curated record. NCBI's taxonomy places the organism in Eukaryota, Metazoa, Nemertea, Pilidiophora, Heteronemertea, Lineidae. Gene Ontology annotation, molecular function: nucleic acid binding. The transcript has a single exon. Gene Ontology annotation, biological process: DNA integration. Bases 1 to 1401 code for a protein of 466 amino acids.